Molecule: messenger RNA, 1746 nt
Organism: Candida tropicalis MYA-3404
Lineage: Eukaryota; Fungi; Ascomycota; Pichiomycetes; Serinales; Debaryomycetaceae
Gene: NPL4
Product: Npl4p
Exons: 1
Coding region: 1-1746 (581 amino acids)
Biological process (GO): ubiquitin-dependent protein catabolic process
Cellular component (GO): nucleus
Molecular function (GO): ubiquitin binding; ubiquitin protein ligase binding
Source: RefSeq, a predicted model, not a curated record
AUGUCUUCAAUAAUUAUUAGAUUUAGAUCCAAGGAUGGGAUGUUUCGUGUAAACACAGAUAUCAGUUCCAAUUUUACUUUUGUCUUGGAGGAAUUGGUUGGUAAAUUGCCAAAGGAAAUCAAUUUGCAAACAUUAUAUGUUGCUGAUAAACCAAAUGAUAAAGGUAGAUCAGCCAACGAAUUUGCCGACCAAACAGUUAGUCAAUUAGGAUUAAAGAAUGGUGACAUGUUGUAUGUUAAUUAUGAAUCUGCAACACAACCAGUUACAUCUACAUCUACACCUACAUCAACAACAGCAACAACAACAGCAAAUACAGGCACUGUAAACAUUACAAACACAUCCGCAAAAAAUGUAUCAGUUCCAAUUCAUUCAGUUACAACACAUGGACCGUUGAAAGUUGAUGAAUUACCAAUUGAUCAAGUAUUAGAUAAAGAUGAAGGAUUGAUUCCACGCCCAUUAUCAUCGAUGUGUAGACAUGGAGCUAAGGGGAUGUGUGAAUAUUGUUCUCCAUUGCCACCAUGGGAUGAAAACUAUCGUAAAGAACAUGCAAUUAAACAUAUUUCAUUCCAUGCAUACUUGAAACAACAAAUGGAGAAGUUGAAAUCCGGAGGAUCAUAUUUCCCACCAUUGGAUACCCCUAAUUAUUCAAUCGAUUUGACUUGUAAUGAAGGUCAUAAACCAUAUCCAAAAGGUAUUUGUUCCAAAUGUCAACCACCUCCAAUUACAUUACAAAUGCAAAAAUUUCGUAUGGUUGAUCAUGUUGAAUUUGCUGAUUCUUCCAUAUUAAAUGAUUUUAUUAAUAUUUGGAGACUUAGCGGAGUACAAAGAUUUGGCUAUUUAUAUGGUCAUUAUGAAAAGAGCGAGAAACUGCCAUUAGGUAUUAAAGCUGUGGUUGAAACUAUUGUCGAACCUCCUCAACAUGAUGAAUUGGAUGGUAUUACAUUGUUAGAUUGGGAGGAAGAAAAAUUAGUUGAUGAAUUGGCUGCACAAUUUGGUAUUUACAAAGUGGGUAUUACCUUUACAGAUUUGACCGAUUCUGGUAACAAAGACGGUACUGUUUUAUGCAAAAGACACAAGGAUAGUUAUUUCUUGACCAAUUUAGAAAUUAUAAUGGCAAGUAGAUUCCAAUUAAAGUACCCAAAUGUUUCUAAAUAUUCAGGUGAUGGUAAGUUUUCUUCCAAGUUUGUUACCUGUGUUAUAUCUGGUGGUUUGAAAGGAGAAAUUGAACCAAGAUCUUUUCAAGUUUCAAGUAGCGCAGAAGCAUUGGUUAAAGCAGAUAUCAUUACUGGAUGUACCCAACCAUCACAAAUAUAUGUAAAUGAGAGUAAUGAUACAAGAUAUGUUCCAGAUAUUCAAUAUCUGAAGAUUAAUGAGUAUGGAUUGGAAGUGAAAAACAAUGCCAAACCAACUUUCCCAGGUGAGUUCUUGUUGGUAUCAUUAACUGAUUCAUUCCCAGUUGAUCCAAAGCCAAUGCUCCACACAAAUUCUUAUAUUAUUGAGAAUAGAGAGUUCUUGGGCGAAGAAAUCCAGAGUUUAAAGACAUUAUCAGAUUACUUGAAGCAGAACAAUGAUCAAUUGUUUAAUUUCCACUUUAUUUUGCAUUUGGCAAAGCUGCAUAUUUUAGGUGAUGAGGAAAUGAAGUUGCUUAUCAAGUAUGUAAAGAGUAAACAAAUGGAGGAUUACUUGAGAUUAGUUGAAUCCAAUGGUUGGAUGACUCUUAUGACCAUCUUAGAACAUAGUACAUAG